Molecule: messenger RNA, 1427 nt
Organism: Hippocampus zosterae (dwarf seahorse)
Lineage: Eukaryota; Metazoa; Chordata; Actinopteri; Syngnathiformes; Syngnathidae
Product: meiosis-specific nuclear structural protein 1-like
Exons: 2
Coding region: 134-1045 (303 amino acids)
Source: RefSeq, a predicted model, not a curated record
UUUUCCUUUGACUUUGUCAAAUGGUGACAAAGGAAGCAGGAGUCAAGGGUUAAGCCGAGGUGACGCCGUCAGAUUUUCAGCUUCCUCAAAUUCAAGGAUUCCACCAAUCAGGUGGCCCGGAGAUCUAUUCACGAUGGAUCCCUUAUGUAAGAAACCGCAAAAGAAAACGGUGAUCUGCCACCAAGGCUUCCUGUACAACAUCAGGAUGCCGCGUGAUGAGUCAGACGCAAAUCCGGUUGUGCUCAGCAUCCCGGAGCACCAGAGGAUCCUCGCCAACGCCAGGGGUCCGAAUGCCAUUGAGAGAGAACUGGAGGCUCUGAAGGAGGUGGCUCAGAAGAAACAGGACAUAAUCAACGCUGCCCAGCAUCGGAGGAAUCAGAUCAUGCAAAAGGAUCUGUGCUCUAUGAAACUGGAGGCGGAGACCAAGAAAAAAUCUGAGAAGGAAGCUUACAAGCAAUACCAGCGCUUACGGGAAAAGACCCAGCUGGCCCAGGACACGCAGAUCAUGAAGUUGGACCGCUGGAUCCUCCACAGCAAGAUCCAGGCUGAGCGGGACAAACAGAUGAGUUGGAAGAAGCACUGCGAGGCGGUGGAGCACUCCCGAGAGAAGGCCGAGUUUGAGAGGGUGCUCAAGUGCACCAAGAUUGCCCUGGACCAGGAGGAUGAGAAGAACAAGAACCGUCAGGAGGAUGGCCGCAGGCACCUGGAGUUUAUCAAGCAGCAGGUGAGGGACCGUGAGGACCAGAUCCUACUCAAACGCCAGAAAUGGCACACCGACUACGCUCGCACCAAAGAAAACUGGAAGGAGAAGGACAAGUGGCUGGAGGAGCUGAAGCAGGAUCGGCUGGAGGAGCUCAAGGCCACCGGCGUCUCUGAAGAGUACCUCAACUACGUGACCAAGAAGACCACCGAGGACAGUGUCAACAUCAUGGAUUCCCAGUACCGCACGUACAAGACGUACGACAUCCUGCCCAGGUGGGUGACGGACGGGACCAAAGCCAUGAAGGAACACAUCAAGAGUCAGAAUGUUGAGAAGAAGUUUUAAGGUCCGAUUACGAACCAACCAGCUGAACAGCAAAAGGGAGCAUUGGCGGAACAACUGAAGAGCACCUCUUGUGGUUUUUCUUGGAUUAUAUAAUAAAUUCCUGGCAACACCAUAAUCUUGGAAUGAGGGAACUCCAAAAACAACAUGAUCUUGGGUAAAAUCCAGGACAGGUGUGAACCUGGAUUGAGGAAACUCCAGCACAAAUUCAACGAGAGCUUGGCUGCAGGAAAAUCUUGCACCAAUGUCAUCUUUUAAAUCAGAAAAUCCAGCAACAAUGUGAUUUGUAGAAUUCAGAAAGUCUGCAACAACGUGAUCUUGGAAUUUGCGAAGUUUGACGCGGUAUCGUUUGGGAUGAAAAACGUCUGGUCCCAAUAUAAAUCUU